Molecule: messenger RNA, 1140 nt
Organism: Ambispora gerdemannii
Lineage: Eukaryota; Fungi; Glomeromycota; Glomeromycetes; Archaeosporales; Ambisporaceae
Source: the annotation of a GenBank genome assembly
AUGUUUCCUUUUAAUAAAUUUCAGCCACAACGUACUUUGACUCAAGAGCCCAGUUUUUUUCUUCUUUUAAGAGUAAUUAUAGCUUUCUCAGUCAUUUUGUUAUGGCUCACUUACGUUUAUUUCUUGGUGGUGCAAAUUUUAACUGAUCAUCCAGUGAUUGAGUUAGCCUAUCGAUUCGAAGAACUAAUAGAAGCACCAGAUAUGGAAAUUUGCGCAGAAGGCACUAUGCUAGAAUUUCGUGAUUGUCUGAUAGAGUAUCCUGAUGAUAGAAGUCACACAUAUACCAAUUGCGCUAGAGAAGAUGGAACUCUAUACAUUACUCAAGGAGAAUAUCAAACAGAUAAUAUGUACUGUUAUUUGUUUUCUGGGAAUGGUACUCUAUUUUAUGGAAAUACAACAGACGGUAUUUGGAAAAUCGUAAUAUAUUAUACAAUGAUCGAUAUUAAUUAUGAAGACAGUGAUAUAAAUGAAAUCGCAAGUAUUGAUGCACAAUUAUUGGAUCCAAAUAGCAAUAGUUGGGAGGAUAAUCUUAAAGUGCGCAAUAAACUUGACGAAGCGGUUAUCAAAGAUAUAAAUCUGCAAGGCAGUGCCUUUGCUGGACUUAAUAAUUAUUCAACCAUCAUAAAAUUUAAACAAAAUACAUAUAGAUCAAUUGCUCAAAAUGACCUUAAGAGUUACUUUGGCUUCGCAGGGCAAUAUGAUGAAACAAUAAUAAUGCCUUCUACUAUAACAUACCAUCCACUUAAAAGAAAUCCCAAAUUCAACAAGAAAAGAUUUUCUGGCGAUCUUUCUAUCGAAGUUGCGACUUAUAUUCACGAAAUCUAUACUGAAAGACGAAUACGUACAUUACUAAACUCGUUGGGUGUAGCAGGAGGCAUUAUCGGCUUUUUCGCAGCAUUUUAUUACUUUCUCUUUGGUGAUAAGAGAAUCAAGCCUUGGGGCUUUAUGCAUCGUAUAUUCAGCUCACAAAUAGAACAAUCCACGAACGAUAAACUUGUCUUGUCUUCAGAUGAACAAGCUGAAACUUAUGAAAGACGUCUUAUAUAUUUGGAAGGAUUGAUUUCAGAUUUUAUUUUAAAUACACAACCGUUAAAAAAAGUAAAAAAAACUUUGGUUGGUGAAGAAAAUUCGAUAUAUUAG